GGCUGGUGUUGCUUUUCUCGGAUCCUUCUCCGCCGCGAGCAGGAGCGCGUCCGGUGAUCGCUGAUCGGGAGGGAUUUCCUCGUUCCCUCGGGAAUCGCUGACGCGACGAGCUGGUGGUCCCGUGAGUUCCUCCAUUCCAUUGACCAGCGUCCCCCGGUGGCCUGGUUUCGAUCAUCGGUGCAUUCUGCUGCCCCCCGGUGCAGCAUUCCUGCAGGAUAUAAAAGGACCGGUGCAUCGGCCGGGGACGAUACAGUCCGUUCUCGGUGGUCAGCAGGAACAGAAGCAGCAGCAGAACCAGCAACCAACUCCACGGUACAAACACCGGUCCGGUCUUCGAUACGGUUGUUGGGCUGCUACCAAGGUGACGCGACGCCUACUACCCGUCGAUGAUGAAUGGGACCGAACCCGGACCUUAGUGCGCUUAGUGUCUGUCUGGAGAAGUCGUUCCUUCUCCUCCUCCUCCAUUGCCCGUCUGCCAUCGUGUGAAUUCUCCUUCUAAGUACGCACUACACCCCCCCUCUGGUCCGGGAUCUUCCGUGAGUUGCAUCGCGUCCGGAUUUCGAUUGACCACGGAUCGCGUGCUCGUCGCUCGGGUGUGAGAAAACGGUGCACAGUUCGUGGAAGUGACUUUACAUCAGUCUUUGCUCGGUGAUAUCAAGCGUGAGCGUGUGUGCUGUUACAGUGUCUGUUGCUGUUGAGUCUUUCAAUUUUUUUUGCUGCUACUUAACGGACCUACCGUCACGCCGCCCCGUUGUGAUUGUUGUGUUGAUUGUUGUCCAGACAGUUUACUGACAGACGACCGACCGAUCAAUACGCGCUGAUUGAUCACUGUCAAUAUGGCGCGCUUGUUCGGUGGUUCAGCGAGACGCACACGGGCCUGUCAUGGGCCUUGGCUGGCCUCGUCGUUGCUGAUCUUGACGUACCUGGCAUGUCUCGGGAGCACGGAACAGGAAGUGAUAGUGGCGAUCGACGAGCCUGGCAAAACGCAGUACCAUGAGGCGAACUUUAAUACAAGUUCCUAUCAGUACGGCUACAAGGUAGGCCCGAACGGACAGUUUCACCAUGAAUCGCGUGGACCCGACGGUGUUACCUACGGCUGUUACGGCUACAUUGAUCCGAAUGGACUGUUACGAGUAACACAUUACGUUGCGGAUACUCAUGGCUAUAGGGUGGUAGUUCCAAAUCAGCCCGUCGAGAUAUUUGCCGAAGCUCCAUCGCAGUACAGCAACUCUAUAUCAGAGGAUGAACCACAAGAGCGACGACGAGGAGAGUUACGACCCUGGAAUGAGCUGUAUCUACCGAAGGGAUGUGGAAUGUUCCCGGGAGGAAUUAGACCAGGGGGCCCAUCUGGUGGUAAUACACCACCACCUUCUCCUCCUUCUCCUGCUCCUACGCCAGCACCAACACCAAGACCAGGAAGCACCGGUGGAAACGGAAGUUCGCAAGGAACCUAUCCUCCUAAUCAAGGGCAAGGUCAAUGGCAGGGUCAAGGCCAGGGUCAAGGGCAAGGCCAGGGUCAAGGACAAAGCCAGGGUCAAGGGCAAGGCCAAGGCCAAGGACCUUCUCAAGGACAAGGACAGGGUCAAGGCCAAGGGCAAGGACCUUCUCAAGGCCAAGGACAAUGGCAGGGUCAGGGUCAAGGACAAGGACAGGGUCAGGGACAAGGACAAGGACAAUGGCAGGGUCAGGGUCAGGGGCAAGGACAAGGACAAGGACAAGGACAAGGGCAGGGUCAGGGACAGGGUCAAGGACAAGGACAGGGUCAAGGACAAGGACACGGACAGGGGCAAGGACAGGGACAGGGGCAAUGGCAAGGGAGUCAGGGUCAGGGGCAAGGACAGGGUCAGGGUCAAGGACAAGGACAAUGGCAGGGUCAGGGUCAGGGUCAGGGUCAGGGUCAAGGGCAAGGACAGGGACAGGGGCAAUGGCAAGGGGGUCAGGGUCAGGGGCAAGGACAGGGUCAGGGACAAGGACAAGGACAAUGGCAGGGACAGGGUCAGGGUCAAGGACAAGGACAAUGGCAGGGACAGGGUCAGGGACAGGGUCAAGGACAGGGACAAGGACAGGGGCAAUGGCAGGGCCAGGGUCAGGGUCAAGGACAAGGACAAGGACAAGGACAAGGCCAGCAACAGGGAACACAUCAGGGACAACAUCAAGGAUCUCAUCAGGAAUCACUUGGAUCCGGGAGCCAUCAAGGACAGCACCAGGGAAGCCAUCAGGGUGUUCAGGGUGGACAGCAUCAGGGGCAACACCAAGGCUCGCACCAAGGACCCAUCAGUUCGGGUCAGCAUCAGGGCCAGCAUCAAGGAAGCCACCAGGGGACUAACGGUGAGCACCAGGGGCAACAUCAGGGUUCCCAUCAGGGACCUAUCAGCUCAGGCCAGCACCAGGGUCAACAUCAAGGGAGCCAUCAGGGAACUAAUGGAGAGCAUCAAGGACAGCAUCAGGGCAGCCAUCAGGGACCGAUAAGCUCGGGAGAGCAUCAAUCGCAACACCAAGGUAGCCAUCAAGGCAUUCACAGUGGACAACACCAAGGACAGCACCAGGGCUCUCAUCAAGGACCCAUCAGUUCAGGCCAGCACCAGGGCCAACAUCAGGGAAGCCACGAAGGAAUACACAGUGGACAGCAUCAGGGAGAACAUCAACACCAGCACCAGGGUCCGAUCGUUGAAAGUCAGCACCAAGGAAGCCAUCAAGGAAGCCACCAGGGAUUGACGCAAGGUCAGUUCCAGGGACAGCACCAAGGCCAACACCAGAACCCCAUCAGUGGUAACAAGGAGGAGCACAACGUGCAGGUGCAAGUGUCUUGGGGCCAAGGCCAAGGAUCCCAGGGCCAAACUCAAGGCCAAGGCUCUCAAGGACAAUCGCAGGGUCAAGGAUCGCAGACCCAAACCCAGGGUCAAGGAUCGCAGACCCAAACCCAGGGUCAAGGAACGCAGACCCAAACCCAGGGUCAAGGAUCGCAGGGCCAAUCACAGGGUCAAACACAACGACCACCAGUUGGAGGUACUACGACGACGGACCGUCCAGCGCAGGGACAGGGACCACCACCGACCGGUACAACGGCCGUCCCUGGUUCUCCCGGAACCGCUAUCGGUGUGUAUCCACCGACGAAACCGAUCGACACGAGCUCUCCACCAGCUGGCAGCACGAACGGUGGCAGCAACAACAACAACAACAACAACAACAACAAUCCGGACAAUCAACCCACCAAUCCCAACUACCAGAUAGCUGUCUCGCAGUAUCCGUACUUCUUCGUUCCAUACCCCUACCCACCACCGAGUGUACCGCAAGCGCCCUGCAACUGUCCGGCUGAUCAGCAGAACCAGCAACAACAAGGCCACCAGCAGCCGACCGGCUAUCUCGGAUUCAUUCCCGUCAUUUACAUUCCGAACUGUAAUGCACAGAACAGUGGUGCACCGAAGACUUUGCCGGCGAACUUCAACUGGCCAGCGCCUCCACCGCUCGGUAAAACGCUGGACGAGCUACCAGCUCAGCGACUGUUACAAAAGCCAGACGGUAGCUGGGUGCUGCAGCGUGCCCGCAACCGUUCCCGACGACUCCGCACUCGCCGGCCACCGGCGGUACUGCCUGCGGAGCUUGCGAAUGUGAAUUUUCUCGGGCGCAAGUAGAACGCGCACUGUGGUCAGGGACUCGCUAGAGAAAGGAUAAUACUCAUCUUAGGCUUAGCUCAUCAAAUAAAGUAACGUCGGAGUGAGACAAUGUGCGAGAUAGAGAGGGAGCGGAAGGAGUUAGUAUGCUUGCAGGAUUGACACGUGACUGUGGCCACGGUUUACCGUUGCAUUCACACUCCUCUCCCUACUGUGAUGACUGUGUUCCGCCGAAUGAACGAUAUUGGACAAGCGGAAUGCUUUAUUCGACGACGAUCACGUGUGGCCAGAGCUUGCCUUAGCGUUUUGAGAGCGUAACACUUAGUUAAGCCAAUCGGGAGGUCUUGCUGGAGAGUGGAGUGGCCGUUGUUUGCCAGAACAAUUGCUGUUAAAUUAUUUAGAAUUCUUGAAAUUGAAUAAAACGAAAUAGACGCAUUUACGGAGAUUCGGUGGUAUGU
Anopheles darlingi is the source of this 4069-nucleotide messenger RNA. RefSeq lists its product as uncharacterized. Lineage: Eukaryota; Metazoa; Arthropoda; Insecta; Diptera; Culicidae. Bases 837 to 3632 code for a protein of 931 amino acids. The transcript has 8 exons. The record is from RefSeq and is a predicted model, not a curated record.